This is a messenger RNA of Babesia microti strain RI, 1056 nucleotides long. RefSeq names its product pre-mRNA-splicing factor CWC26. The transcript is spliced from 3 exons. Gene Ontology annotation, molecular function: RNA binding. Gene Ontology annotation, biological process: mRNA splicing, via spliceosome. Gene Ontology annotation, cellular component: U2-type spliceosomal complex; RES complex. The record is from RefSeq and is a predicted model, not a curated record. The coding region runs from base 1 to 1056 and encodes 351 amino acids. Lineage: Eukaryota; Apicomplexa; Aconoidasida; Piroplasmida; Babesiidae.
AUGCCGGCGCCUAAGAAGCGCAAGAAACGGAGUGGGAUUAUAUUGGCAGAUUCAGAUGACGAAUCUAAACAUGGAACUAGUGAAUUAAAACACAAAUCUCACAAGCCCACUAUCUAUACCAGUUACAAUAUCAAUAACAGCUCUAUUGAAGAUGAUGAAUUUGAUGAAGAUGGAGAAGGGCCGGUCAUAGUAGAUGAGCAUAUAGGAAUUUCAAGUAAUGCAGCCAUUGUUACCACUUUCAAUCGCAAUACCAAAGAUCACGUUGGUGGGUUAUCUAACAAAAUGAUUAUUGACGACAUCUCUACUAAGGGGCUGGCACUUAAUACUAGGGAUGUUGAGGAAACUGUUAGAGCCAACGAAGAUGACGACCUUUCACCCCCAAGAAGAGAUGAUCCAGAAUUAUCACCUCCUGUAAUGGAAGAUGAGAUCAAUAUCUCUACUAGUAGGGGGCUGGCACUUAAUACUAGGGAUGUUGAGGAAACUGUUAGAGCCAACGAAGAUGACGACCUUUCACCCCCAAGAAGAGAUGAUCCAGAAUUAUCACCUCCUGUAAUGGAAGAUGAGAUCAAUACCUCGGUAGUGUACCGCGACAAAAGAGGCAAAAAAAUUGAUGCAAAGGAAUGGGCAAAAUUGCAACCUAAAAAGUGGGAAAAGACGGAACGGCCCACUAGACAGAUACCCGAAUGGGGAAAGGGUUUGGUCCAAAUGGAAUCAGCGAAGGAAAGAGCAGCAAAGGAGGCGAUAAUAGCCUCCCAACCAUUUGCUAGGAAUGAUAUUGAUGAGGAUUUUGACAAAGAAUUGAAAGAUACUAUUAGAUGGGAUGAUCCAAUUCUAAUGUUUGACACUGAAAAACGUAAAAAAACUAUUGAGCAAAAGAGUGAUGGCAAGCCAAAGUGUAGAUUCCAUGCGCCGCCUAACCGAUUUAAUAUCCCUCCCGGAUACAGAUGGGAUGGGGUAAUUAGGGGUAAUGGAUAUGAGGAAAGGAGGUUUAGGGAAAUUGCCUUGAUGAAAGCUAGGAACGAAGAAGCUUACAUUGAAAAUGUGGCAGAUAAUUAG